AGCCAUAGAAAUUUAAAACAUAAGUUAAUUUUAGAUAUUUUUUAUUAUUUUUCCAAGAAUAAGUGUCAAAUGCUUAAUGCGAGAAGUUAUUAUCUUUAUUAUAUGCUUGUAACUACAUUGAAGCUGGCUAAAUAAGGAUUACAAUAAUGGCGAAUCAAGAGUACAGAAUAAAUUGCAUAAAAUACGCGCUUUUGAUUGUAAGCAUUUUGUUUAAGCUGACUGGAGUUUUUCUAAUAGGGUUCUCCUUGGAAGUUUCCAAAGCAUUAAACACCUCCACCUGUUCGUUGAUGUACACUUAUCAACUCCACCGGCGUUUCUCAUCGCCAUUGGAUUUUUUAUCAUCGCAGUGGCCACUUUGGGAACUGUUGGAUCCCUCAAGGAGAGUGUGAUGCUAAUUAACCUGUUUGGAUUAUGCCUGUUGCUGGUUUUAAUCUUAGAUAUAUCACUAGCCAUUACCGCUCAAGCGUCUUUUUCGAAAGAGAAAAUCUUUGACACAAUGAACGGGGCUCUUGCAAAAUAUGGCAAUGAUCACUAUGUGACACAAGAACUAAAUCAUUUGCAAUCUGAAAUUAAUUGCUGUGGAGUGAAAAAUCAUACAUAUUGGGAGAAGCAUUUAGGCAACGGAAACUAUCACAUUGAACGGGAUGCCAAGGUGGUGCCAAAUUCCUGCUGCCACCAUCAAGAGACGAAAGAUGUGAGAAACGACACCCAUUUAGUCUGCCAAAAACCUUUUGAAAACGGCUGCUUCGACGAGGUGCACUCCAGAGUAUCGAAGUGUUCCACUUGGAUUACCAUCGGAGUCACUAUCGAGGCCUUUUUCCAAGCGAUGGGCAUGGUGUGCGCCUUUUUGUUGGCCAAAAUGCUGCGCUGGAACAAGUCCUUGCGGCUGGUUUAUCGCUCCAACUUAUUGAAUGAAUUUAAUACUAGCGAGUAAUUUGU
This is a messenger RNA of Drosophila gunungcola (fruit fly), 939 nucleotides long. RefSeq names its product tetraspanin-7-like. NCBI's taxonomy places the organism in Eukaryota, Metazoa, Arthropoda, Insecta, Diptera, Drosophilidae. The record is from RefSeq and is a predicted model, not a curated record. The transcript is spliced from 4 exons. Bases 389 to 934 code for a protein of 181 amino acids. Gene Ontology annotation, cellular component: membrane.